Molecule: messenger RNA, 339 nt
Organism: Protopolystoma xenopodis
Lineage: Eukaryota; Metazoa; Platyhelminthes; Monogenea; Polystomatidea; Polystomatidae
Source: the annotation of a GenBank genome assembly
AUGCUUUUUGUAUAUAACUUCUCGCUGACUCCUCUCUCGAUCGGUGCAGACGUGCUUGUCAUCCCUAUUAUAAAGCCGAGUACUUGGCAAGGCGGAGCUGCAGUCGAUUCCGGUGCCAUGCUUUCCCGAAACCUAAAAGGAGAUGCAGACUUGGUGCUUGCUUGUCCUCGCUGUGAUCCAACAGACUGGCACCUGGAUGAAUUACCUGUCAAGUCUGAGCGAUGGAUUCGACACGCGGUCGGUCGCGUCAUCUGUCUUAGUGUCAUGCGUCAGAGGUUCUGUUUCAGUCAAGUGCUUAUUGCCACCUCAACUGCCUUAGCACCACAAAUUGAUCCAUAG